AUGAGCGACAAACCCGAGCCUCUCUUUGUUGACUUACAUGACAACUCGAAGCCUGCCGAGAUCGAAAGCAUGUGCAUGAGGUGCCAGGAAAAUGGUACUACGCGCAUGCUCUUCACCAAGAUCCCCCAUUUCAAGGAGAUCAUCAUUAUGGCAUUCGAGUGUCCUCACUGUGGUUUCCGUAACAACGAGCUUCAAAGCGCCGGUGCAUUCAAUGAAAAGGCUCAGACCGUUACUUGCAAGGUGUCCGGCAAGGAGGAUUUGGAUCGUCAAUUAGUCAAAUCUGAUUUUGCUGCUGUCAAAUUUGAAGAGAUUGAUCUCGAAGUUCCUGCAAGCCGUCGACGUGGAUUGUUGACCACCAUUGAAGGUCUUAUUGGCAACGUGAUUGAUGAUUUGGAAGUGGGUCAACCUGUUCGCAAGCACACCGACGAGAAUGUUUACAACCAAAUCGAAGCCAUCCUUGCUAAGUUGCGAUCCUAUCAAGAAGGCCAACAACCCUUCACUUUGACCAUUGAUGAUGCUUCCGGCAAUUCGUAUAUCGAAAACAAGUGUUUGCCAGCACAAGAUCCCAAGCUCACCAUCAAGUGGCACAAGCGUACAGCUGAAGAAGAUGCAUUUUUGGGUCUCCAACACCAAGAAGAGCAACAACAACAACAACAACCCGAUGUCGAGGGUGAUGAGGUUCCUGAGGUGAUGACUUUCCCUGCCAACUGCUCCCAUUGCAAUGCCCCAAGCACCACCAACAUGCACGUGAUGGAUAUUCCUCAUUUCAAGGAAGUCGUUAUUAUGGCCACGAAUUGCGAGCACUGUGGAUACAAGAGCAAUGAAGUCAAGGCCGGUGGCCCUAUCUCUGCCCAAGGCAAACGCAUCACUUUGAAGAUCACUGAUACUGAGGAUUUGUCACGUGAUAUUCUCAAAUCCGAGACUUGUGGAUUGUCGAUUCCUGAGAUUGACUUGGAGCUCACCCCUGGUACCCUUGGUGGUCGUUUCACUACUGUGGAAGGAUUGUUGCGACAAGUGCAUGAUGAACUUGAAGAACGUGUUCCAUUUAUGCAUGGUGAUUCCACUACCGAUGAAAGCAGAAAGCGCUGGGAUGACUUUUUGAAGAGACUAUCUGAGGUGGCAGAUGGUCAACGUAUACCCAUCACCUUGGUCUUGGAUGAUCCGUUGGCCAACUCUUAUCUCCAGAAUUUGUAUGCCCCAGAUGAUGAUCCAGAAAUGACCAUCGAAAUGUACGAUCGUGACUGGGAGACAAAUGAAUCCCUUGGUUUGAAUGAUAUGAAGUUGGAAGGAUACGAGAAGGACCAAGCAAACAAGAAUUAG
Molecule: messenger RNA, 1320 nt
Organism: Lichtheimia ornata
Lineage: Eukaryota; Fungi; Mucoromycota; Mucoromycetes; Mucorales; Lichtheimiaceae
Exons: 5
Coding region: 1-1320 (439 amino acids)
Cellular component (GO): cytoplasm; nucleus
Molecular function (GO): zinc ion binding
Source: RefSeq, a predicted model, not a curated record